Molecule: messenger RNA, 1259 nt
Organism: Grosmannia clavigera kw1407
Lineage: Eukaryota; Fungi; Ascomycota; Sordariomycetes; Ophiostomatales; Ophiostomataceae
Product: cytochrome p450 benzoate 4-monooxygenase
Exons: 4
Molecular function (GO): monooxygenase activity; oxidoreductase activity, acting on paired donors, with incorporation or reduction of molecular oxygen; heme binding
Source: RefSeq, a predicted model, not a curated record
AUGGUCCAUCGCCUGCACAGCAAGUAUGGCGACUUUGUCCGCAUCGCCCCCAACCAUGUCUCCAUUGCUGAUCCAAGGGCUCUGCAGGACAUUUACGGGCACAAUACCGGCUUCGUCAAGGGCCCCUUUUACGACGCCUUUCACCAGACAGAGCCGGGCCUGUUCGGCUUGCGCAAUCUCGACAUGCACCAGAAGCGGCGGAAACUUAUCACGCCUUUCUUUUCUCCGGCCAACCUGACGGCAUUUGAACCCCAAGUUAGUGCCAGCGUGCUCAAACUAAGGCAAAGUCUUUCCGGCAUAGCCGCGUCCGAACAACCAACGACGAAUUUUAGCUUAUACGGCUUCCUGGACCGGGGCUACGACCACUCAAACCUGAUCGAGUCCCUAGACUCCCGCGGUUUGGUUGUCAAUGCCCUCGGCUACAUGCCGUCGUGGUGCCGACUGCUGAUGAUGUACAACUUCUUUGGCUACUUUUGGCAUCGCGGCCUGAGCGGACUCUGUCAUCUUGGCGUUGUCGGCCGCACAGCGUAUUUUUCGCGCAAGGCUGGUACGGUGACGAGGGAUCGGAAGGAUGUGCUAAGCUUCGUGAUCGAACCCGGAAAUGAAAAGGCGGCCGGCGCAUAUUCUGAGGUCGCCCUGGUUGCCGAAUCGGUCGGUCUUAUCAUCGGUGGCAGUGACACGACUAGCAGCACCAUGACGCACUUUGUCGAUCUCGUUUCGCGUGAUCCGCUGCUACAAAAACGGCUGCAAGACAAGCUCGACGCGGCGUUCCCCGGCGUUGAGGGUGAGGGCAACUGGGUGGCCGAUUUCGCUACCGCGGACAAGCUGCCUAUUCUCCGUGCCACGCUGCGCGAGACGAUGCGACUGCGACCGACUAGCGCGACUGGUCUAGAGAGGGUCACGCCGCCAGGCGGACGGGUGGUGGCGGAUGUUUCUAUUCCUGCUGGGCUAACCUGCGUGCCAUCAAAGGAUCCGACCGACUUCAACAUCGACAGAUGGUUGCAGCCCGACGCUGGCCAGCUUUCCGAGUACUUUAAACCAUUUUCACUCAGGCCUCGAUCAUGCAUUGGCAGAAACUUCGCCUGGAUGGAGGCUAUCAAGACACUGGCCGCACUUUUCUGCCUACUUAACUUUUCCAGAGCACGGAAUGGGCCCACUGAGCUGAAAGAGGGCUUUAUCCUGAAGGUAAAGGAGUGUAUGGUACGUGUUUCUCGGCGGGACAUCGACAGAAUAGUAACUUUCUCCGAUGUGGAGAGCCC